Messenger RNA from Cucurbitaria berberidis CBS 394.84, 1167 nucleotides. RefSeq lists its product as uncharacterized. The record is from RefSeq and is a predicted model, not a curated record. The transcript has 5 exons. Bases 1 to 1167 code for a protein of 388 amino acids. NCBI's taxonomy places the organism in Eukaryota, Fungi, Ascomycota, Dothideomycetes, Pleosporales, Cucurbitariaceae.
AUGGUAGACAACCGGGGACCAAAGCUGCAGGCUGUCUGCUCAACAUUCGUUUCAUUUGCCUUCGUGGCCGUCGUCCUUCGUGUCUAUGUUCGUGCUCGUAUCGUGAAGGCUUUUGGGUACGAUGAUGCGUUUAUGGUGUUCGCUCUUCUUUCACACAUAAUGUUCGCCGGUUGCGCAAUCGGCGGUAUCCGCUGGGGGACUGGCAGACAUAUGGACACUCUUUCGAAUGAAGAAAUCUUGAAGGCCUUGAGAUACUGGUGGCUAUGCUACAUUGCUUACUGCUGGGCUAUGAUAGCGUCCAAAAUCUCAAUCGGCCUGUUUCUACUCCGCGUUACAGUCAGUCGCAUACACCGCUAUAUCAUCUACACGGCCAUGGGUUUAACAGUCUUAACUGGCCUCCUCUUCUUCUUCGUCACGUUGCUACAAUGUUCCCCGAUUAGCUUCUUCUGGAACAAGGGCAUAAAGGGCCACUGUCUUUCGAUCGAUGUCAUAAUCGCUCUUACAUUCCUCUACAGCGGAAUCUCCGUUAUCUGCGACUUCACAUUUGCAAUCCUGCCAAUGUUCCUAGUCUGGGGGCUGAACAUGUCCGUAAGGACUCGAGUUGUGCUCAUCCCGGUUUUGGGGAUGGCCUGCGUUGCCAGUGUAGCUGUUGUCGUCCGUCUCGGCUAUGUAAUGGACUUCAAAAACCCCGAUUUCCUCUAUGCCACCGUCAACAUCGCGAUUUGGAGCGACAUCGAACAAGGCCUAGCCAUAACAGCUGGUAGUCUUGCAACCCUCCGACCCCUUUUCCGUCUAAUCGCGUCCAAAUUCGGGUUCACCUCGACCAGUAAUCCGUCUGGGCCGACGAAGCCCUCCGUCAUACGGAACCCACAGUGGAACAGUGUUCCCGACAACGAUGGUCGAAAGAAGCCCUUUUUUUCAAACCUCACCAACCCAAUGCGAAGAUCAGAGAAGGGAUCGACGCGGGAUAACGAGGAGGAGUAUGGGAUGGGAGAUCUGCAACCUAUGAGGUUGAGGGAUGAUCUGGUUGAUGAAGCGUCGAGUGAGAAGAGCGAUAAGGGAUUCAACACAUGGCGGGUACACACCGGCAAGGUCUCGGAUGAAGAGCACCGGGUAGGAACAAUCACCAUGCAGAGCGAGAUCUUCCAAAAAACGGACAGGCGAUAG